Messenger RNA from Pieris macdunnoughi, 1209 nucleotides. The record is from the annotation of a GenBank genome assembly. Lineage: Eukaryota; Metazoa; Arthropoda; Insecta; Lepidoptera; Pieridae.
AUGUCUAAAUCUUUAGAAAUUCGAGAAAUGAUAUUUGCUUUUAUGCCAAAAGUAGUUUCUUCGCUAGAUUGUGUCUCAGAAUUGGAUCAGGCUUCUUACUCUGUAUUAGAAGGUUUUCUUCAAGGUAAUAAAUCAUUAAAAUCUAGAGAUUCUAUUGUUAUAAUACAAGGUGUGAUUGAUUAUAUGUAUGAAAAUAUAAACAUAGGCAACUGGAAAAAUGUGAGAUUAUUUUUAAGGCAAACAAUAACUAUAGCAACAUACCUUAAACUGAUAGCACUUCUAGACAAUUAUUCUGAACUUACUGACACAGCUAUAAAGGAUUUAUUAGAAACUAUUGACUUUGGAAUAAUGUUUGGAAGUUUAAUUCAUAAUGAACCACAAUUACUACAAAAAUGUGCCUCAAUAUUAAAUCCAUUUAUUUUGCAAAAUGAUAUUUUUAUUGAAAAUGGUAAUUUAAACUCAAAAGAAAGUAUUAGCUGUACAGUAAUCCCUGAAGGUGUUAUUAAUAUUGAUUUAAUAAAAUGUCCUAGUAUGGAAAGAUUUUAUACAGACUAUAUAAUGCAAGAGAAGCCUGUAAUUUUAGAAGAAUGUAUGACUCACUGGCCGGCUUUGUCCAAGUGGACUGACAGCAAUUAUUUUAUAAAACUAGCUGGUUUACGUACAAUUUCUAUAGAAAUUGGCAAGGAAUAUACUGACUCUGAGUGGACACAAAAACUAAUAACUAUGAAAGAAUUUAUUGAAACAUAUAUUUACCAAAAUAAGGGAGCAACAGGUUAUCUAGCGCAGUAUCCAUUGUUUGCGCAAAUUCCAGAGCUACAUGAAGAUAUAAUAGAGCCUGAAUAUUGUAGUUUUGCAGAAACAGACGAUGGUGUCAAUAUUAUGGCAUGGUAUGGACCAAAGGGUACCGUGUCUCCUUUGCAUCAUGAUCCAACCAAAAAUUUGCUGGCUCAAGUUGUAGGUGAAAAAAGAAUUUACCUCUUUUCGCCGAAGGACUCAGAAAAUUUAUAUCCUUAUGAUAGUGAACUUCUUGAUAAUACGGCAAGAGUAGAUCCUAGGAGUCCUGAUUUGAACAAGUAUCCUAAAUACCAAGAUGCUAAAGCUUAUUAUUGUGUAUUAAAACCUGGACAAAUGUUGUUUAUACCACCAAAAUGGUGGCACUUUGUUGAGUCACUUUCUAUUAGUUUUUCAGUCAGUUUUUGGUGGACAUAG